Racocetra fulgida is the source of this 1155-nucleotide messenger RNA. The record is from the annotation of a GenBank genome assembly. Lineage: Eukaryota; Fungi; Glomeromycota; Glomeromycetes; Diversisporales; Gigasporaceae.
AUGGGGUGCUAUUUUAUCCUAUUGGCUGAUUUUGUCGAUCAUCGGAACAUUCCCAAAACGGAUAUUUUGAAAAACGAGUUUGAACCAUGUGGAUAUAGUGAAUGUGGAUACUGUGAAGAAAUACGAGGAAGGCCAUCUUCCAAACCUAAUACAUCAGAACUUCCAAAAGUUGUUGUUGUCCAAACAGAUUUGACAAAAGGAUACGGAAACCGAAUACCUCCAUUGGUUUGUGGUUUUAUAUAUUCACUAUUGUCCGAUAGGUUAUUCUUCAUUGAUGGAUAUGAUAAUUUCACAGAUUAUUAUGAGAAAGACUUUGAACUCGAUUGGAAAAUUGUUGAAAAUAUGUAUAAAAAUAGCACCUCUAGACAUUUACAUAAACGUAAUAUACUUAAUGACUUUCAGUUGAUGGCGACUGGAAACCUUAGCAAUGAUAAAACAGAUAUUUUAUAUGUUGCCACAUGGGAUUACGUAUGUGCUCUAAUAACGUCAAACCCUCAUUAUAAGGAAUGGUUUAAUAAAUUAAUACCUGAUUCUAGAGUUUUUACAGCAAUCAGCCUAAAAUUACUAAGAUUGCAUCCAAAUAUCAGCAAACAAGUAGAGAUUUUUGCGGACAAUAAUUUUAAAGAUUAUAAUAUAGGUAUUCAUGUAAGAGAGAAAAAGACAACAAAUCGUUUAAAAACACCCAUAGAACAUUUUAGUGAGGUAGUGAAAAUGCUGAUUUUAGGAAUGAAAAACAUGAAUAUAACUAUCUUUGUGGCUGCUGAUAGUAAUAAUGUUCAUACUGAUGACAAUAUGGAUGCUCCAAAUCCUUAUAAUUCGAACACUGGUACGGAAAUAGGUGCUCUUAUCGAUAUGAAGUUGCUUAGUUUGUGUGAUGAUUUGGUGAUUACAUAUGGUUCAACAUUCGGUUAUACUGCUGUAGGAUGGUCGCCAAAAGUGUCUCACCGAAAAGGUCCAUAUGUCGUAAUGCCAAUAAAAAACUCGAGUGAUGAUUUUACGACUUCAGAUAAGGUUUGGGUGUACGGUGCUACAUCAAAUGAGCCUUGCAUGUACCUAAGCAAGUGGGUACUCGAUAAAGCAGAUAAGGAAAUUUCUAGAACUUUUAAGUCAAAUCCGUUAUGGAUGCAUUAUAGUCAAUGUCAUUGGCCAAUAUAG